Monomorium pharaonis (pharaoh ant) is the source of this 2375-nucleotide messenger RNA. Its product is annotated as procyclic form-specific polypeptide B1-alpha-like. The coding region runs from base 1362 to 1643 and encodes 93 amino acids. The transcript is spliced from 2 exons. Lineage: Eukaryota; Metazoa; Arthropoda; Insecta; Hymenoptera; Formicidae. The record is from RefSeq and is a predicted model, not a curated record.
CGUAUAAACGAGCGCCAGCAUGUUAGCAUGUCAAUUCCGGGUACAAUUACUUUUGUCAUACAUAUACAAUGGGCGACGACGAUUUAUUCAGUAUUAAUUACACUUUCCGUCGAACAGACAACGCCCGAGUACGCGAAUAUCACGUACACGAUUUACGAGCAUAUCUCCGAGUGAUUCAAGUGCCAGUCUCGACCAGAAGCGAUAGAUUCGCGUAUAAUGUAUUUAUUUUAUUGUUUUCUAAUUUAAUUAUUAUCAUAAAAAUGCGUUAUAAACAAUAGCAACGAUUCCGGCAUAAUUUCAUUAAAUUCAUAAAAAUUGCAUUUUCUUGCACGCUAUACAUGUAAGCGUAAUCAUUUGGUGAGCGUAACAACGCUUUAAUUACUUAAAUUCGAUUAAUUAAUUAAUUAGCGCAAAUAGCGCAUUAACGUCAUCUCAUUGGCUGACGCAUGAGAUGAAAAGCGAACGCACCGGAAUCGAUGCUGGAAAUCCUCCUUACUAUCGUUACUAGGAUUUCCGGAACGCGCAGGCGAUCCGGAAAUACCGAGAGAGCGCGAGCGAUAGUGUGAAAGAGAUAACCGCUCGACGCUUCCCGAUUGGCCAGAGACAUCAGAUAUAACUGAAAGCGCCAAUCGGAAGGCGCCGAGUGGGGGAUGCAUGAGAGCAUGCAGCGAUCGUGUUGUAACGACCAAAAAAAGUCUGCCACGAGAUUUCGACGAGAGCGGACGUGGUGCGAGAACGCGUUUCGCGCGUAAUCGAAUCUCGUUAAUUAAUUAGAGUCAGAAUCGGAAGUGCGUGAAUUAAAUACGUGCGAUACCAUUCCGGUUACACUCUGAGCAGGCAUUUCCGCGUAGUGCGAACGUGCGCGUUAAAUACAUCGCAUUACAUCACACGCCGGGCGUUGCCAUGCGAGAAGCUUCGACCCGCGCAUAAGUGAUUACAGCCGCACGCGUAAUACGCGUCUGCCGAUCGUGCACGCGAGUGUGUGUGAGCUUGUGAAAUGCGUUAAUUCGCAAUAAAGCAGAGUAAUUGUGUAUGUGCUGUGUUAUCAUUCUUCCUAUACCCACGCAUGGGCGAGUCCAUUCGGAAACGGCCAUCUUCUCAUACCGCGUGGCAACAGCAGUCAAAGCGACCUGUUGCGUCAUCCCGGGACAUCCCCAGCGUAAACACAGAGGACAUCUUCGAGAGCGGCGAGACGUCCACAACCGAAAUCAGAGUCUUGAGGAAAAUAUCAUCUACGCUCAAGGGCGAGACCACAUCCUGGCGGCGGGAGAGUACACCGACCUGGCGACCGUUAUAACGUUUUUCCGCCAGCAGAAGCCGACGCUGCUACGAUCCGAGACAUCCGAGUUAGCGUUGCAAGGAUGGACGAGACGCUGAAAACGAUGCCGAUGACAAAGUCAACGCCGACGCCGAGGACUUCACCGACGCCGACGCCGAGACCAACGCCGAGGACAUCACCGACGCCGACGCCGACUCCGACGCCCGAUUCGGGCGAACUAACGCCGAUGGCAAGCCAGGCACCGGCGGACGAGCCGAGCGACGAUGAGUCACCGGUCCCGCCGAGUCAGCCGGCAGCCCGACUCAACGGAGGGGACGAGGGAGAAACCACCGUUCCCCCGGCAGGACGUUACGUCACGCUGUGACUCUCAUAACGCGAAACUCAGUGCGCGUGAAACAGUUAUCCGUGUGAUAUUAGUUGUUAAGCAUAUAUAGAUACAUAGUGUAAAGCGUGCGUUAGGUUAAGCAUAUUAAUUAUUAAGUUAGAGUAGUGUAAAUACUCGCAGCGGCGAGACCGCGUGUUAUAGUAUAUAUAUAUAGUUUUCAUUACAUUUGAUAUUCAAGUAUAUUCAUAAAUAUUCUCUAUAUUCUCUAUUGUUUGUGCAGCGGCAAAUACCGCAUACGUUAUAAAUAACGUUAGAUUUGUCUAUAUAUUAUUAUAUUACAUUCUAUAGUUUGUAUUCCUUACUAGAGUUAAAGUCACUUAGUAAUUGUGAUAAUGUUUAUUAUUAUAGCGGCAAGAGAACCGCAUAUUUCUCACAUGAUGUUAAAUUCAUUUAUGUUUUAUUUUGGUCAUUGUAAUUAUUGUAAUUCAUAUAUUUGUUAAACUGUAUGUCGCGAUAGCGAGCGGCAUGUCGCGAGCGCGACAGAGCGCAUAUUAUAUUUUAUAUUCCGUCGUAAUGACAUUUAUUUCUUUAUGUGCAUGUUAAAUAAACACAGUAUAGCCCGAUUAUCGCAUUCCGGUCGUAUGCGCCGAGCCGUGCGAGCGUGCGUGUAUGGAAAGGAGUGUGUGGCAUGUGUGCGUGCAUUAAAAUUUUAUAUGAUAUAUAUUAACAUGUUAAACGGCACAGCCGGAAUAAAUUAUAUCCAUUGCAUGU